UGACGGUUUUUGUUUGUUAUCUCUUUCAUGGCCAUCCAUGCUUAUGAAUUCCAAUAUGGAAGCCCACAAUUUGCUCCCACUGUUCCCAUCAUUUGCGCCGUCUGUAUGAGUUCUUUGGGAGGGUAAAUUGUUUUUCUUUGCCUCUGAAUGAAGAUAAUCCUUUUGACAGCUUUCUCAUGUUUAAACCUUUGUCCUUGAUUCCAGCUAUUCAACUUUCUCUUCUUUUAUGCAACACUCCAAAGCUUCUCAACAACCUCUCUGCCCAUUUUUCUAUCAUAGUCUUGUGCCUUUGUUUGCCUGUUUUGUGUCUUCUUCUCCGUCAAAACCAGCCAGGUUUUCCUCUGCUUCCUCUGUUUUCCCUGCAGAGAAUAAAGAACAUUCUGUCUCUGAUCACUGAAUUUUCUCGGAAUAAUUCAUCCAUAAAUCUUUGCAAAAGCAAAGCUGCUGCUCUUAUGUCUUUUAUAUUCCUCGAAAUCCACAGAAUUCUAGUCAUGCUCCUUUGUUGACUUGUUAUGGUUCAACAAAUCUUUGUCAAUGUUUUAGACUCAAAUGUUCUUCUUCGCCCACCAUAGUUGAAUCUUUUUUUACUUAGACCACUAAGUGUUCCCAUUCUUGAAUUGCUCCAAGUCCUCCAAAAUCCUCUUGACAAGCCCUUUUUUCGCUUAUAUGUUUUGAUUUUUGGGUGAGAAACACACAAGUUGUUGUUGUGAUCAUGAUGUGCUCGGAAACAAGUCCUAGGCUAUCAUUUUCGCAUGAUCUAGGCCAAGCAGAUGAUUUACCCAUCGAACUCGAUGAAUCGAGAAGGGAUACAAUGCUUUUGGAGACAUGUUCUGAUUUUGAGUUCAACAUCUGCAGCUUUGAGCAGCAAUCUUCUCCAGCAGAUGAGCUAUUUGCAAAUGGAAUGAUACUUCCUGUCAGGCUUCAAGAGAGACAAAGAGUCCAAAAAUGCGAACUCCCACCUCCCGUUUCGCUUCCUCCACGUCCGAAACCAUCCACAGCUGGGGAUUCGAAGAAAGACAGCAUGGGGCAGAUAAGGCCUGCGAGUUCUGAUUCGGAAGAGAAGCCACAGUCCAAGUCCUUUUGGGGUUUCAAGAGAAGUAGCAGUCUCAACCGUGAUAUUAAAAAGAGCUUAGUUUGCUCGUUACCACUCCUUUCUCGAAGCAAUUCAACGGGUUCAGUUCCAAAUCCUAAACGCUCUUCGAUAAAGGAUAUUAACAAGCAUACUUCACAAAAGCUUUCAAUGACAAAGUCAUCAUCCUCAUCAUCAUCAUCAUCAUCAUCAUGCUGUUCUAGUUGCAAUGCUUAUAAGUUUCCGCAGAAGCCUCCUUUGAAGAAAAACCAUGGGAAUUCUUAUGGCAGUGGUGUUCGAAUCAGUCCUGUGCUGAAUGUGCCACCUCCUUACAUCUCUAAAGGAACAGCAAGUCUCUUUGGUUUAGGUUCUUUCUUACGCAAUGGCAAAGGCAAGAAGAGCAGGAAAUGAAUUUUCAGUCCACAAAUUUCAAUCAAGACUAUCUGAAAUUUUUUUUAGAUUGUCUAGAUGAUGCUGAUUCCUUUGCUGAUCCAAGUCAUGUCAAACAACCUGGAAGAUUGUAUCAGACUCGACCAGAUGGAAUCUGAGAGAGAUCUUAGUUGUACAGGACAAAUACCAUAAUUCAAAAGAAGAAAGAUUUUGGGAAGUAUGUUCAGGCACAUCUCGAAAUUGUCACAAGCUUAGGAGACAGAAAAACAGCAAAUUGGCUUGGCAGAUUGUGAGAAUGGUGUUAGGCCAGGAACAAAGCAUUUUUCACUGUACCUCAUCAUUUCCAUAAAGUAGUGAUUUCUUUGCUGGGGGAUCAAGAUUCAAGCCUCCUUUCCAUCAACCAGAAUCAUAGAAUUAUUCA
Messenger RNA from Theobroma cacao (cacao), 1880 nucleotides. RefSeq lists its product as uncharacterized. The record is from RefSeq and is a predicted model, not a curated record. NCBI's taxonomy places the organism in Eukaryota, Viridiplantae, Streptophyta, Magnoliopsida, Malvales, Malvaceae.